Dinoponera quadriceps is the source of this 2840-nucleotide messenger RNA. RefSeq names its product tumor protein p63-regulated gene 1-like protein. The transcript has 6 exons. NCBI's taxonomy places the organism in Eukaryota, Metazoa, Arthropoda, Insecta, Hymenoptera, Formicidae. Gene Ontology annotation, cellular component: cytoplasm. The coding region runs from base 238 to 1134 and encodes 298 amino acids. The record is from RefSeq and is a predicted model, not a curated record.
AUCCCCCUAUGACUGAUAUCUCCUAUGACGUACUAAUAUGGCGUCUUAUACGAUCGAAUGUAAACGUCAUUUACAAACAGUUCCAUCAAAUGCGUUUCUAUUAAUUGAUUUUUCGGCAGUUAUACUUCAUAAGUUUCAGUGAUUCCAUUAUCGUGCAUUAUUGUGCUGUGAUUUCUCGAAUCGUUGUUACUGACACAUGUAACAAAAUCUCCCAGUGACAGAUAACCUAAAAAAAAAAUGGAAGAGACGUGCUUGGACGACGGACCUGCGGCAAAUUUUGAAACGGCCACAUUGGAAAUCUCUAAAGAUAUUGACACUAUCAAGUCAACGACAGAAGGCAGUGAUGACACAACGAAACAGGAUUCAUCUUCGAGAAAUGUGUGUAAUGUGCCUUUUAGGCAUAUAGAUGUUCAUACAUUCUUUACUGAUAGGAACGAAGUUGUAGAAAGAGCCAUACAUGACUGCACUGAGAGGCUCAUCAAGGAAAACAAUGAGGAACUUGUGGGAAGCUGGCUUCUGACAGAAAUAAGUCUGUGGGAUACAGAAAAGGAGAGACUUGUGUUACUAGCAACGAAGACUCUUUACUCUGUGAAGUAUGACUUUAUUUCCUUGAAAAUACUUGAUUACAAUCACGUGCCCUUACUAUUACUGGAUACGGUAGUAACAGGGGAAUUGAUUUAUCCAUCUGCAUCUCUUGCUCCACGAUUAAGUGGAUUGGCAGAAGGUGUGUCGUCCAUAAUUCAAUGUGCAGUACGCCAAGAGUGGUCGUCUGUCGCAGGUUGUUCUGGUCUUACUCAAUUUGAGCCUAGGAAACGACACAUGUUGGGAAUGAGACUUAUGUGGAACAGAGGACAGCCCUUGCCUCUGAUAAAAAAGUGGAAUCCAUUUGCCAAAGAUAUACCUUGGCUCACUUAUGCUAGUCAUCCAUUGUUCUGGUAUAAAGCAGGAACUGAAGUUAUCAAGACGAGAUUUGAUGUAGAAGUCUUUCAUUCCAUGCUCAAAAAUUUAUUACCGCAUGAAUGCAAUGUUGUUAAUACGCCAAUCAUUAUAGAGAAUUACUGUGGAGUCGGUGCCUUAGUGCACAAUAGGAAUGGUUUAGGUUUCUUUAAGAUACGCGGCAAAGUCAGUUUCUAAAUUCUCCGAUCUCAUUAUAGGAUUGCAAACGCUACGAGGUACUUCUUUAAGCUUAAUAUUUUUUCUGACUUCUCUUAGGAUUAUUCCUACUAGAUUACACUUGCAAUCUUGUACAGUAUUUACAAAAGAAGCAAUUGCUAUUGCAAUGCAUGCUUCUAUAUAAUAAAUUAUAUAUUAAAAUAAAAUCUACGUAUGUACACAAUACGCUGUUAGGUUUGCUUGAUCAAUUAUUUUUGUAAAAUAUAGCCUGACAUUUUGAAAUACUAAGCCUAUAUUUCAACGAUAAUAAUUUCCACUACUUGAUUAUUACACAUUCUCAAUAUAUAAUAUUGUGUUUAGACUUACUAUGUAUUAUAUAUUUAUAUUUGGCUGUGUGUGCUAAACUUUUCAUGAUUAUCGAUAAGAACACGAAAGUUCGUAUUAAAGUUUUUAAAUAUUCUAUUAAGAAUUCACUUGGUACCUGGAUUAUCUUGUGAGAAUUAUAAGGAGAAAGAGAGAGAGAGGAAGAGAAUAUCUGAUGUAAUCUCUUGUCACAAGACUAUGUAAUGUACUUAUAUACAAAUGUGCAAUACAAUGCUUUUAUUUCUGAGCAAACAAUAAAUAAAAAAUUUUAAUCUUUACAAAUUUAAAGGGCACAUAGUAGCGUAUUUUAAUACGGGCAAAAAGAGCAAAUAUCUUUGAUGAAUCGAAAGAAAAGUCUUGUAUUGAAUCACAUUAAUAUAAUUUUUUAUCGGAAGUUUAUUAUAUUAUAUUAUUGUGGCAAAAAAUUGUCGUAAGCUUGCAAGCAUUUCUUAUUGCUCACUUAUGUUUACAAUGUAAGAGAAGAUAUUAUUUUUCUGAGAAAUAUUGAAAAAUAAAUACGCGUCAUCACUCCAACAACGAUAAGGCAGGCGACCAUAUAUUCCAUAAAAUUGUUUGUUUUUCUUAAUUGUUUUACUCGUUUGCACAAUAUCCACAAUUACGUUAUUCCGUGUUAUAUGAAACAAUACAAUUUUAUAUCUUUAUUAUAUAUGCGCUCUCUUUCUUCGAAUUAACCUGAUUUUUUAAUACACUACCUUUGUUUCCACUUUUAAAUUAUAGGACAUAAAUCUUUGUGUGUGUGAUGCAAAUUAUUAAUAUUUCACAUGGAAAAAAGUUCAUAUAUGCCCAUACAAAAUUAGCUAUAUAUGGAUUUUGCUCAAACAUGAUCAUAUGCCAAAUAUAUCUGCCAAAUAUAAUCAUAUAUGAUGCCAUAUAUGGUUGAUAUAUACGAUCAGAUCUGAGAAUCACGCUUUUUUCUAUAUCCCUUCAUAUAUGUUUAGAUAUAAAUAAAUACGAGGAGAAAUGGGUUUCAGGGGAUUUGUACACUCACAAUAUUAACUUUCAAAUUGUAUGAUGUUUGUAUAUUGUAUAUUGUGUUUCAUAACUAACGAUUAGUAAUUAUGUUAUUUCUUAAUGAAAACCAAAUGGAAGUUUUUAUCUAGAAAUAAUGUUACACUAUUUUUAUCAUUGCAAAUUGUACAACACUGUUUUUGUGACACUUGUCACUAUUUUUAUCAUUGCAAAUUGUACAACACUGUACAAAAUCAUAUAUAAUUUCAUAAAAUCAUAUAUAAUUUGAGAAAAUAUCACAUGUGCAAAUUUCCUCGCGCUUUUAAAGACAAUACAUAAAUUUCGUGAAAUAUUAUAUAUAUUUUAAACAAAAACAAAAUUACAUUUUAACUUAU